AUGACGUACCACGCCUUGCGCCGGGACCCGGACACACAAACGGUAGAACUGGACGAUGAAUAUCUCGAUACGAUAAGUUUUCAAGGUCGCGAGUAUCAGAAGUACUCAGUCAAUCACCGCAUAUCCUUUGGGCCUGUGGAUGAUGAAGAAGCAGAUCGUCUCGAGCUGCAGCAUCGUGUUUUUCAGAAGGUUUUCGACAAUCGACUAAUAUUCCCACCUAUCCGAGAACCUCAAAGAGUUUUGGAUUGCGGGUAUGGUGCUGGUACAUGGGCUAUUGAAGUUGCUGAGCAGUACCCAGACUGCGAGGUAAUCGGUAUCGAUAUAUCACCACAUAUGAAGCCUGAUGAUACACCGGAAAAUUUGUGGCUGCAGGUUGAUGAUUUGAACCGACCGUUCACCUUCCCUUCCAAUUAUUUCGAAUUCGUUCACUCGCGGCUCCUGUCAACAGGCCUAAAUCGAUCCAGGUGGCCAGGCUAUAUUCGAGAUAUUAAAAGGGUUUUGAAGCCAGGAGGCUGGGUACAAUUAGUUGAGCUGUACUUCAAUGUUCAAUCGGACAAUGGUUCGAUCACCGAACAGCAUGCCUUGAGACAAUGGAGCACACGAUUUAUGGGCGCCUUCCAGGACAGUAAAGACCUUCGUGUGGUGACACGACUGAGAGAUCUUUUGAUGGCAGCUGGGCUAGUCGAGGUGGAUGUGAAAAUGAUCCCACUCCCUCUUUGCCCAUGGUCUAAUGACCCGAGGAUGCGUGAUAUUGGCUUGGCCAACCGCGAAAACAUCCAACAGCUUCUUCCAGCUCUUGGGCUCUACCCGCUUACCCAGCGUCUGCACAUGCCCCAUGAGCAGUUCAAGGAUUUGACGGAUAGAGCUCGACGAGAGGCAAACACGCCUGGUCUUAAGGCGUAUUUUCCCUUGUAG
Molecule: messenger RNA, 915 nt
Organism: Aspergillus wentii DTO 134E9
Lineage: Eukaryota; Fungi; Ascomycota; Eurotiomycetes; Eurotiales; Aspergillaceae
Product: class I SAM-dependent methyltransferase
Exons: 7
Coding region: 1-915 (304 amino acids)
Molecular function (GO): methyltransferase activity
Source: RefSeq, a predicted model, not a curated record